Messenger RNA from Oryzias melastigma (Indian medaka), 2756 nucleotides. RefSeq names its product neuronal differentiation 6b (gene neurod6b). The transcript is spliced from 2 exons. The record is from RefSeq and is a predicted model, not a curated record. The coding region runs from base 833 to 1825 and encodes 330 amino acids. Lineage: Eukaryota; Metazoa; Chordata; Actinopteri; Beloniformes; Adrianichthyidae. Gene Ontology annotation, molecular function: protein dimerization activity.
AACAAGUCAGAUAUAUUAUUAUUAUUAUUCAAAUAUGUGUUUCUUUAAUCAGUUAUAAAAUAUAAUUUAGUUGAUUCAAUUAUUUUCUUUUUUCGCAUAAAAUCCCUUCAGUUUAUUACUUUUUAUGAUUAAAGUCAGAGUUUAUCCUCCACUCCAUGAUGAACAAACACAUAGAUGAAGGGGGUGCUGCUAAAAGACAACGUUAAUCCGCUUCUCAGAAAUGACACAAAUGCCACAUAAUUACAUUUGGAUAAAGAUGCAAACCUCCAGAUUUCCAAACAUGCAUGCAGCCCAAAAAAAAACACAUUUCUAGAUGUGUUUUUAUUACAAAUCUCAAUUAAUUCAUGAGAUUUUCUCAAAGAAAUGAAACCUUAAAACUGCAGAUGUUUCCAUUCAUCCCAAAGGUCACCUCAGACAAAAAGGUGCAGAAAGGAAGCACCUGUCUGUCUGUCUGUCUGUCUGUCUGUCUGCCUGCGUCUCCUCUACAUGGAGGUUCGCGGUUUUAGCCGUUAUCCUUCUCAGGUUUGCGUUUCUGACGGUGAACGCCGUCCUCCCGGUGCCCAUUACCGCCGCUGCCAGAUGAUGGGUGUGGAGCGGAGGUCCCGCGGGACCGCGAGCACGUGGUCUUGGCUGCCACGAGACGUCAGCGGCAGAUGGCACGGGUACCCGCGGUUGGCAUGAGUGUCAUUCCUCAAAGAGAGAGGAAGGGGAGAGCAGAUCUCAGCGAGGCGCGCGGAGGAGAGAGGCUGCGCGCGCGGGGUUCAGCUUUGUCUUCUGACGCCGCAGAUCCACGUUUGGGGCCAUGAAAGACGCGCGCUGACCAAAGGGAACAAUGUUGACGCUUCCGUUCGAAGAACCUCACAGGAUGUGCGAGGCGCGGUUUGGCGCCAGUUUCUCCCGGGAAAGCAUACCGGAGAGCCUGGAGCAGGAGCGCCAGCACGAGCCGGGCCGGUCCAGCUCCAGCCUGCGGGAGACCGAGGACGACAUGUCCGACCGGGACGAGGACGACCAGGACGAAAACGGACUACCCAAAAAGCGCGGGCCCCGCAAGAAGAAGCUGGGCAAGGAGCAGCUGGACAGGGCCAAACUCCGGCGCCAGGAAGCCAACGCGCGCGAGCGCAGCCGCAUGCACGGGCUGAACGCCGCGCUGGAGAGUCUGCGUAAAGUUGUGCCGUGUUACUCCAAAACUCAGAAACUGUCCAAGAUCGAGACGCUCCGGCUGGCUAAGAACUACAUCUGGGCGCUGUCGGAGACUCUGAGCGCGGGAAAGAGGCCGGACCUCCUGACGUUUGUGCAGACUUUGUGCAAAGGAUUAUCUCAGCCAACGACCAACCUGGUGGCGGGAUGUUUGCAGCUGAACGCGCGAAAUUUCCUCACAGACCACAACGGGGACAUCAUGUUUUCGGGCAGGUCCCCCUACGAAGCCAUGUACCCGUACCAGGGCUCGGACGUCACCUCGCCCCCCGGACACAGCGCCAGCACCCUGGACAGCGGCGCCAAGCCGUUCCGCCACUACAGCUACGGCGGCGCGUACGAGCCCUACUUCGAGAACCCCUCCCCGGAGAGCGGGAGCCCCCACUUCGACGGCCAGCUGUCCCCGCCGAUGAACUUUAGCGGCAUUUUUUCGCUGAAACACGAAGAGCCGCCAGACUACAGCAAAAGCGGCCACUACGGCGUGCGCUACUGCGGCGCGCCAGGACGCGCGGGCCUCGCGCACAACUCCAUGUACCGCGUGUCCCCGGAGGCCCGCUUCCCCUACGACCUGCACCUGCGCAGCCAGUCGUUCCAGGCGCAGGCGGAGGUGAACGGCUCGUUCCAGCAUUAAAGUCAAACAUUCGUGAUUGGAUCCAUUCCUUUGAAAGCUGCAGUUUAUAUUUUGUAAAGACAAAAAAAAACAACAUUUUUGGUUUGCAAUCAAAUGUUUUUAAUGAAAAAAAAUCAAUAAAAUUCACACUUAAACUUGAACAUCUUUUAGGUUAAAUCAAGUUGGUUUUCAAAAUAAAACAAACUAUUCAUGUUUUUGUGAAGUAUAAUUGGAGAUUAUAAAAUGUGUUUUUUUAGCAAUAAAAAUCAUUUGAUCUAUGCAAGUAAGCCCAAUACAAUCGAUUAUCUUCAAUCUGUUAUCGAAAAUUACCAGAUUUUUAUUUGACAUGGAUUAAAAAAACAAUCAAACAUAAAAAAGAAAAAGAUUUUAUAAAAUCUUUGGGUAAACGUUGUGGCAACAAAAUGAAUGUAAAAUACUGUUGUACUUAUUUAUUACUUCAUGUUUAUUUAUUUGAACAAAUCCGUUUGAAUGUGAAAAAUAUAUCACAGAAAAUACUGUAAGAAUCGAAAGGUGUGAUUUUCUUUUUUAUUUAUUUAUAUGAAUUUCUAAAUUUGUCAUUCCCAGUUUGUGUUGCUGUACAUUUCAUGUGAUGGAAAAGGAGGUAAAAAAGUUGACAUGCCUUAAAAAAGGAACGCAGAGACACAAAAUGAGGAGGAGGAAUUUUAUUAUGCAAAAGAAAAAAAGAAAAGAAAAGUAAAGAAGUUCUAGAAAGAUUGCGGCAUUUUACGCACUUCUUUCUGCGCACUGAUGACUUUGCUCCUGUUAAUUUUUGUGGAUAAACCUGGACUUUUUCUUUUCCCUCCCUGCUUACAUGUGGCUCUCACGCAUGCACACACGCACUUCUGAAAACUCGUUAUGGAUCGAAAUAUUCGUGAAGUAAUGUGUUCAUGUUUUGUGAUGUGUUUUGUCGCAAUAAAAUUGAAAAAAGAUG